Messenger RNA from Centruroides sculpturatus (bark scorpion), 726 nucleotides. Its product is annotated as putative defense protein 3. Gene Ontology annotation, molecular function: oxidoreductase activity, acting on metal ions. Bases 134 to 625 code for a protein of 163 amino acids. The transcript is spliced from 5 exons. The record is from RefSeq and is a predicted model, not a curated record. Lineage: Eukaryota; Metazoa; Arthropoda; Arachnida; Scorpiones; Buthidae.
AAAUUGAAAUUUUAUUGGUUCAAGCUAAUAUAUUAACAAAUCGCAACUCUUCUGCUUAUCGGUCUUUACUUAUAUAAGUGAGAAAAUUUUACUAAAAUUGAGUUUAUAGAAUAACCAAUUGUUAAUAAAUAAAAUGGAAAUGAAAGUGUUCUUGGGCAUAUUCUUUCUGGUAUAUAGUUGUUACUCCUAUCCAACAGGAGCACCACCCGAAGCUUGUGGUACAUUGGCACCCGCGCAUCCCGUUAUAGUCGAUGGAGUACCGACUUCGGAGAUCCAUCAACCCCAAACAGGACCUUCUCCCUACAAACUGGACGCGAUAAAGAAUUCUGAUGAUUCUAUAACCUUAAUUCUUAGUGGAGAGGACUUCAAAGGAUUCGUCUUCAGAGCUUUCGACGGAAGUGGAGAACCCAUUAAUGGCCAGUUUGAAGAGAAAACUGGUUUGAGAACAAUAAAUUGUGAUUCUAUUAAAGAUACUGUAACUCACGUAGAUGCAAAUGAUAAAUCGACAUUUGAAUUUGUUUGGCAUCCACCUACCGAUGCCACUGGAUCAGUUAUUUUCAAGGGAUCCGUUGUGAAAAAUUAUUCAACGUUUUGGCUAAUCGAAUCCGAACCAGUCAACUAUUAAUUGUAAAAAUAUGAUAUUCUGUUUUUAUAUUUGAAGCUUGUGAUAUGUCUUGAUGUAUACAGAAACAUUUUGAAUAAAACAAAACAUUUACUGAUGUGAAA